This is a messenger RNA of Annulohypoxylon truncatum, 1625 nucleotides long. RefSeq names its product glycoside hydrolase family 72 protein. The record is from RefSeq and is a predicted model, not a curated record. Bases 236 to 1597 code for a protein of 453 amino acids. Lineage: Eukaryota; Fungi; Ascomycota; Sordariomycetes; Xylariales; Hypoxylaceae. Gene Ontology annotation, cellular component: cytoplasm; fungal-type cell wall. The transcript has 4 exons. Gene Ontology annotation, molecular function: 1,3-beta-glucanosyltransferase activity. Gene Ontology annotation, biological process: fungal-type cell wall (1->3)-beta-D-glucan biosynthetic process.
GUUACUCCAUCUUGACUCUUCCCUUUCUCAAGGACAACUCACUCGUUUAAUGUUGUCCCAGUUUCUUCCACUAUAUCCAUCUUCAUCAACUGUUUGCUCUUGAUUCUUCCUUUAGCAACCCUCACUCGUUUGGGAUUGCAAUUCAACGCGUACUUUAUCUUGCUUAACGAAUACUACACCACCAAUCUCAAAUCAUAAUAGCCAAUUGAUUAUUUAGUGUCACAUCGACAUCAUAAUGCGUUCGUUCGCUCUCGCGUCCGCUCUGGCGGCGGCGGCGGCUGUGGUCCAAGCAGGGCCUACCCCUACCGAACCCGAGUUGCCAAAACGCGCUGAUUCUUUGCCCACCGUGACCGCGUCUGGCAAUGCGUUCUGGGCCGGUGAUAAACGAUUCUAUGUUCGAGGCAUCGACUAUCAGCCCGGUGGUUCCUCUGCCAAUAUCGACCCUCUUGUUGACGCCGACACUUGCAAGCGAGACAUCGCUAAGUUUCAACAACUCGGCGUCAACACGGUCCGUGUCUACUCUGUAGACAACUCCGCCGACCACAAAGAAUGUAUGCAGGCUUUGAACGAUGCUGGCAUCUACUUGGUUCUCGACGUCAACAACCCCCAGUACUCCAUAAACCGAGACUCGCCGGGUCCAUCUUACAACGACGUCUACCUUCAGAGCAUCUUUGCCACCAUUGACGAGUUCGCCAAGUAUGAUAACACGCUCGCUUUUUUCUCCGGUAACGAAGUUAUCAACAAGCCCGCGUCUGUAAAGGCUGCCCCUUACGUCAAGGCUACUACUCGUGAUAUGCGACAGUACAUUGGUUCGCAAAAGUACCGCAAGAUUCCUGUCGGUUAUUCUGCCGCCGAUGUUAGCCAGAACCGUAUGCAGACCGCACAGUACUUCAACUGCGGUACUGAGGACGAGCGUAGCGACUUUUUCGCCUUUAAUGAUUAUUCUUGGUGUGCUCCGUCCUCUUUCGAGCAAUCGGGUUGGGACCAGAAGGUUAAGAACUUUACUGGUUACGGCAUACCCAUCUUCUUGUCUGAGUGGGGCUGCAUAACAAACGGCCGUACCUUCGAGGAGUUGAGUGCGUUGAUGAGUGAUCAGAUGUCUGCCGUAUACUCGGGCGGCUUGAUGUACGAGUACAGCAGAGAAGGGAAUGGGUACGGUAUUGUCGAACUCUCCGGAAAUUCUGAUACAGUCAAGGAGGAGCCCGAGUUUUCGGCCUUCCAGUCAGCUUUGAGCAAGUACCCGGCACCUACUGGAGAUGGCGGAUUUACGUCAACCACUGCAUCGGUUGCUUGCCCGACUGUCGACGAUACUUGGGAUCUCGAGGAUUGGGGUGCCAGCGCACUUCCCGCCAUCCCUACGGGGGCUGUCAAGUACAUGACUCAGGGAGCCGGUACUGGUCCGGGCCUCAAAGGUGACGGUUCCCAAAACGCCGGAGGUACCUCGACGGGCACUGCUUCACCCGGCUCCGGCUCCGUUACGGCGACCGCAUCGGGCAAAAACGGCAGCGGCCGACCAGCUCCGCCGAUGGACAUGAGCAUGUUCGCUAUUGCUGGCGUUGUUGGUGCAUUCACCCUCGUCGGCACUCUACUUUUGUAGAGUAGUCCUAAAUCACUUUUUUCUCUUG